GUGUUUGUGCGUGUGCGUGUGUGUGUGUGUGUGUGUGUGUGCGUGCGUGUGUGUGUGUUACCACCACCACCACCGCUACACACACAUACCUUUACUUUACCUGGUUAUUAAUUAAUGUUGGGGCAGUUACUUACGAAGGGAGAGGAUGAGAGGGUAGUGAAGACGCGAGAAGGAAGGAAGGGAGAGAAAGCAGACUAAGAAAUGAAAUGACAGUAACAGGAACAUUCGACUGAGGUGUUACUGUGAAUCUUAAAGAGGGUGCGGAAUUAGUUACAGCGAAAGAGGACGAAGAAAAGAAGAACAAGUGGAUGACAUAACAGAAAGAAAGAAGGAUGUAAGAUUAAACAAAAGAUAAGAGAAGUUAGAAAGAAAGAGAGGGAAGAAAGCAAGGGAGCAAGGCAGUAAAGAUAUAUUAAGGAGUGAGAAAGAUUGAAGAUAAGGCAAGAUAGAAGAUAACCAAGAGAAAGGGGAGUAGAAACAGGAAUAUGAAUAACGAAACAAGGAAAAUAAAGAUGAGAGACAAAACAGAAAACUACGAAAAUGAACAGGAAUGGAAAAUAGAAGAAUAAAAAGCAAAAUGGAUGUGAUAAAGACGUAAGUUGAAUGAAAAAAAGUGCACGUUAGAGGUAAUAAGAGAAAAUAUGGAGAAACUUAAAGGGAAACUGAUUUAAAACCAAAGAAAUGAACAGAUAAUUGAAAAGGAAAUCUGGAGACGUAAAUAAGAAAGAAGGAAGAAAAUUAAUAGACGGAAGAUAAAUUAAAAAAAAAGUGCACGUUAGAGGUAAUAAGAGAAAAUAUAGAGAAAUUUAAAAUGAAACCGAAUUAAAAUCAAAGAAAAGAACAGAUAUAAUCGGAAACGAAAUCUGGAGACAAUGUAGAAGACUCUGAAACCAUAAAUAAACAAACGGAAAAAAAUAGACAUAUGCAGAGGUAUUGAUAGAAAAUAUGGAGAAAUUUAAAAUGAAACCGAAUUAAAACCAAAGAAAAGAACAGAUAUAAUUAAAAACGAAAUCUGGAGACAAUGUAGAAGACUCUGAAAAUACAAAUGAACAGACGGGGAAAAUAAAUAUAUGCAGAGAGGAGGCGAAGUUUUAAAUUAGAAAGGAAAAAUAAAGAAAAGUUAAUGUUGAAAAAGUUUGAAUACAGAGAAUAAAGAAAACGAUAUAUAUAGAAAAAAAUCUCAGUGAAUAAAAACAAGAAAAGUAGAUGUUAAAAAGUUGAAUACAGAGAAAGAAAAAAGAAAAACGAUAUAUAUAGAAAAAAAUCUCAGUGAAUAAAAACAAUAAAGAAACGUUAAUGUUGAAAGUUGAAUAUAGAGAAAGAAAAAAGAAAACGAUAUAGAAAACAAAAUCUCAGUGAAUAAAAACAAGAAUAGUAAAUGUUAAAAGUUGAAUACAGAGAAAGAAAAAAAAACGAUAUAUACAGAAAAAAAUCUCAGUAAAUAAAAACAAUAGAUAAACAAUAAAACAGAAAAAAGAGAAAUAAACAAAGAAAACAUUACCAAAACUAUAAAAAAAAAAAAACAAUGACAGCAAAAAUUAACGUAGUUCACCAAAAAAUCAUCACCACAACCCUUCAACUUCUCUGCCUCAUCACCACCACCACCACCACCACCAUCACCACCACCAACACCACCAACACCACCACUAACACCUGCACCUGUCUCUCCCACCUGGUCUAUGACGUCAUCGUGGCUAAUAACUGGUCACCCGUCACCUUCAUUUUCGACCAGGAUGAAGGUAUCUUCACGAGCAGGUGCGCCAUAGCUAGCGGACUGUACCGUAGACUCUGGUGGUCAAGGCGUACGGUCACCGCUCAUCCGCAGCACAACUUCACUCUCCCCGAUCACACCAAUACGCCGAGAUCUCACGGUUAUGUCCUCGCCUAUACAAACGCCACCAGUGCUUAUUUAGACCAGGCCAGCAGUGCAAGCCUCCUGGACACGACACACUGGUUCCUCCUUCUCCCUUCCUCCGCCACCCCUUCCCUCCUCGCCCACGCCAAGAACCUCGACAUUUUCAUCAACUCUGACUUCCUCUUCGCCACACCUGACACCUGCCCGGAGUCAAUUAAGGUCCAGAGCGCUUACCGAGUGGGGCCGCGGAGUGGGGUGUUGGUUGAGGGGGCAGGGGAGUGGGGGGAAGGGAAGGGAUACCGCCCCCCCACGCCCGCCAACAGGGUGGAGAGACGGAGUGACUUUCAAGGAUACCCGAUGAGGGGCGUGGGCGUGAAGGUGUUUCAGUUCAUGUCGCUGUACCUGGGCGCGGACAACAUCACCGGCUUCGUGGGGGACAUCGUUAGCACGCUCAAGAACGCACAUAAUUUCUCGCUCAGCCACAACGUCCUGGAGGGCUACGCUUAUGGCAAGAUCAAGGAGGGGUCAAAAAGCGAGUGGACAGGCAUGGUGGGUUCCCUGCAGUCCCGGGAGGCUGACCUGACUGUCUCCGAGCUCUCUAUUACGAAGGAGAGGCAGGAAGUGGUCACCUAUACACAGCCUAUUUACAUCAUAAGCCGUAAGCUCUUCGUGGCAACUCAGGAGGAUUUCGCCAAGAAGAUGCUGGCGUACACCACCCCCAUGGACACCGCCCUCUACUGGUGCAUCCUAAUGAACAUGGUGGGGCUGGCGGGGAUCCUCUACUUCAUUGAGCGCCUCCAGCGGGUCUAUGUGCCUAUGGAGGAGAAGCCCGUCAGUAUGAGUGUGGCCUGCUGGUACAUGCUCUCGGCUUUACUGCAGCAGGGCUCCACCACCUGCCCCAUCAGCAUGGCAGCGCGAGGCAUCUACUGGCUAGGCUACAGUGUGUCGCUCAUCGUCUAUACCGCCUAUUCGGCCACUCUGGUCUCGCAUCUGACGGUGGAGCAACCCGCAGCCCUGCCCUUCAACAACCUCCAACAGCUGGCGCGGCAGAGCGGAUGGGACGCCGGGUGCAAUAAUAAUGAUCUGUUUCAAGUGACAGCCACGCAAACUUGUGUGGACUCCCAGACUCAGGAGUGCCGAGUGCUGCGACAGGUGUGGCAGGAAGUGGUCAUGAGGUCUGAGGACAACCUGGUGGACUCCUACAGUGAGGGACUCGAGAAGGUCCUCAGUGGCAAGUAUGUGUUCAUCGGCGUGGACAUCAACACCCACAACUACAUUCGCUCCAUGCCCUCGGUGGACGCCUGCCGCAUCAAGGAGCUCCCGGGGCGCUACAUCACAGGCGGCAUCGCUAUCGGCCUGCAGAAGCACUCCCCCUUCAGGACAGUGUUUGACCAUAGCCUACAGAAGAUGCGUGAGUCGGGCCUGAUGGACAAGCUACGCAGGAAGUGGAUGUCGGCGGGUGACAGGGCAUGUGGAAGGAAGAAUACAGUCACGGCGAGUCUCUCCGAUGUGGCGGUAAUCUUCAUCCUCCUCAUGGGCGGUGCGGGCUUCAGCUGUCUCCUACUGGGUCUGGAACAUGCCGUAAAGUAUGUUUCCCUGAGGUGGCUGGCCAAACCGCACACACAUCACUGGCAAGAGGAGUCAAGAGGAGUUUUUUAACCAAGAGGAGGACUGAGGUGCAUGCAUGGAGAAGAAAGAGGAAAGAGAAGGAUCAUGAAUGGAGGUAGAGAAGCAGAAGGUGAUGAUAAAGAGGAAUUAUAAAGAGGAAGAUUCAUGAGAGAAAGGAUAAAAAAUGCAAAAAAAAAAAAAAAAUAAUGAUAAUAUGAGAAAUAAAGAGCAUAUAAGAGGCAAAGAGGAGAACUGAGGAGAAUAAAAGAGGAAGAGCAUAUAUGUGAGAGAAGAAAAGCUAGAUUCAAGAGGAUGCUAAGAGGACCAGGAGGAAGCAUAGAUAUAAAACAAUACCACCAUAAGUUAGAUUUAAGAGGAUACUAAGAAGACCAAGAGUUAGAAUAGAGAAAAAACUCACCCAAAGGAAACAAGAGGAUCUAAGAGGAAGGUGUUUCAAGAGGGAGAGGAAUCACACCUUUUUAACACCUGUAGUCAAUGUAAUCUAAACCUAAUUACUACAUUCACUAUUAGCUUAACCCGGUACCAGCGACGGGCCAAAUUUGUGGCUUUACCGUGUAGCAGCGACGGGCCAAAUUUGUCUUUACCGUGUAGCAGCGACACGCCAAAUUUGUGGUAUUACCGUGUAGCAGCGACAGGCGAAAUUUGAGGCUUUACCAUGUAGCAGCGACAGGCCAAAUUUGUGGCAUUACCGUGUACCAGAUGGGCCAAAUCUGUGGCUUUACUGUGCACCAGAGACGGGCCAAUUUUUUGCCAUGAUACAAACCCCCCAAAAUUGAUGAUGCCUAAACUGAUCACAGAUGCAUUGAUAUAUAUUAUGAAAUGGUUUGAGUGAGUGAUGAUUUUUUCUCAUUUUUCUCACUAGAGGGACCAUCAAGAAACAUGAUCCCCGCAGCUACCGGGUUAACCAAGACCAUCUGUGUACCUUAAUAACUUAUACGUGUACAUGCUCACAAA
Eriocheir sinensis (Chinese mitten crab) is the source of this 4438-nucleotide messenger RNA. Its product is annotated as glutamate receptor-like. The transcript is spliced from 13 exons. Gene Ontology annotation, molecular function: glutamate-gated receptor activity. The coding region runs from base 1526 to 3514 and encodes 662 amino acids. Lineage: Eukaryota; Metazoa; Arthropoda; Malacostraca; Decapoda; Varunidae. Gene Ontology annotation, cellular component: membrane. The record is from RefSeq and is a predicted model, not a curated record.